Molecule: messenger RNA, 2173 nt
Organism: Erigeron canadensis
Lineage: Eukaryota; Viridiplantae; Streptophyta; Magnoliopsida; Asterales; Asteraceae
Product: exocyst complex component EXO70H1-like
Exons: 1
Coding region: 115-2001 (628 amino acids)
Biological process (GO): exocytosis
Cellular component (GO): exocyst
Molecular function (GO): phosphatidylinositol-4,5-bisphosphate binding
Source: RefSeq, a predicted model, not a curated record
UUUUCUCACACACAAACUUCCAAUUUUCUCUCCAAAACAUCAUCAUCAUCAUCCUUUCAAAUAUCAAUUUCUCUACAUCAAGUUAGAAAAUUCAUCAUCAAUAAUAAUAAGAAUAUGAAGAAAUUUGGUUUUUCUCCAAAACGAUCUUCAUCUUCUUUCAUAGCCCACUACCCUUCUCCUUCCCGUUUCAGUUUACCAACCCCGAGUCGAAGCUUAUCCGACUCGGUGAUGGUUCAGACAAUAGAGGUUGCUGAACCCCUGAUCGUGAAAUGGGAUCCAGCAACCUCUACUUACGCAAACGUCACCUCUCUAUUCUACGAGAAUCGUAGAGAGGCUUUAGAAUUCAUCAAAAUUGUCAACAAGCUUCAUAAAGCGAUGCACGCCUUAGUUGCCGAGAAUUCCAACUCCGAGUUACUUAUUAGAGCUCAACAUCUCAUGCAAAUCGCGAUGAAGCGGUUAGAGAAAGAGUUUUAUCAAAUUUUGUCAUUGAAUCGAGCUCAACUUGACCCGGAAUCCGUUUCCACUAGAUCUUCUAGAACAUCUCGGUCGAGUUUAUCCGAGUUUGCUGACGAGUCAGAUGAUGAGAUCCGAGUAGCGAGCGAGUUAAUAAACGAAGUCGAAGAUGCGGCUGAAGGAGUCAUGACUGAUUUAAAGUUGAUAGCAGAAUGUAUGAUCUCAUCUGGUUACGGCAAAGAAUGUGUAAAAAUUUACACAAUUAUUCGAAAAUCGAUAGUCGAUGAAGGUAUUUAUAAGCUCGGUGUCGAAAAAAUGAAACCGACUCUUGUUCAUAAAAUGGAAUGGGAGGUUUUGGAUUUGAAAAUUCAAAACUGGCUAAAUGCUGUCAAGGUUGCUGUUAAAACGUUAUUCCACGGAGAGCGAAUUCUAUGUGAUCAUGUUUUCGCGUCUUCUGAUAACAUCCGUGAAGCGUGUUAUUCAGAAAUUACAAAAGAAGGAGCUUCGAUUUUAUUCUCGUUUCCUGAAAAUGUAGCGAAAAAUAGUAAGAAGUCACCCGAAAGGAUCUUUAGAAUGCUGGAUAUGUAUACCGCGAUAGCUGAUCAAUGGCCCGAGAUUACAUCAAUGUUCUCGUAUCAAUCCACGUCAUCGCUCGUAACCCAAGCGCUUAACUCACUGAUUAAACUCGGUGAAUCGGUCAGAUCAGAUUUAACAGAAUUUGAAACGCACCUUCAUAAAGAAUCACACAAAACAAUAGCACAUGGAGCUGGAGUUCAUAGAUUUACAAUCGAAACGAUGAACUAUUUAUCUCUCAUUGCAGAUUACGGCGUUUUAGCUGAUAUCUUAUACGAGACUUCGCCACCUGAGAAAACACCAAUGCCAGAAACAUUUUUCGAUAGAUCGUUUAUCGAAAAUUCGCCGUCUCCAUCGGUUUCGUUGUGGUUAGCGUGGCUUACAUUCGUUCUAGUCAGUAAACUCGACUCGAAAAUGAAACAUUACAAAGACGUAUCUCAUGCGUAUUUAUUCUUGGCGAACAAUCUGCAACAUAUACUUGCUAAAUCUCAAUCGUCUAAUUUAAAGUACAUUCUUGGAGACGAUUGGACUAGUAAAAUCAGAGAAGAAGUCAAGAAAUACGCUGCCAGUUACGAACGGGUCGCGUGGAGCCACGUCAUCGAUUCGGUACCCAAAAACUUUACAAAUAUGACGAAUGAGCAAGCCAGAGAUAGUUUCAAGAAAUUAAAUUCGGUUUUCGAAGAAACACAUCGUAGACAACUAGCCGUUGUGAUACCCAACGGUAAGCUUAGGGACGAGAUUAAGGUUUCCGUCGCGAGAAAGUUGUUGCCAGCGUAUAGAGAGUUUUACAACGUUUUUAGAGUCGAAAUGUUGAGAGAUAAAAAAUCCGCCGGAGUUGUCAAAUACGCCCCUGAGGAUAUCGGGAACGCGUUAUCCGACUUGUUCUUUGGGUCCGGAAGCAUGUCGGCCUCGGUGUCGGUAUCUGUAUCAUCAGUGUCGUCGUCGUCUGGGUCACCAAAGUCGUUAUCACGGUGAAUAGGAUGAAGUAGAAAUAAAUUUUAAGCGAGUAUUUGCAUAUGUAUACCAGAUUUGUAGGAGGGUUGUAUGUGUAAAUAUUCCUUAUUACUUGGAAUAUGAAAUACAAUUGCAGUAUCGAUUCCUUUUAUUAUUGGACUAAUUAAAACAAAAAGUUAUUAUUGAGAUUAAA